Leptopilina heterotoma is the source of this 693-nucleotide messenger RNA. RefSeq lists its product as uncharacterized. The record is from RefSeq and is a predicted model, not a curated record. NCBI's taxonomy places the organism in Eukaryota, Metazoa, Arthropoda, Insecta, Hymenoptera, Figitidae. Bases 1 to 615 code for a protein of 204 amino acids. The transcript is spliced from 6 exons.
AUGAAUCAAAAUUCGAAUGACAGUUUAAAGGAAAAGACGAAAAACUACUUGGAAAAUGAGAAUCGACAAAGGAAAGAUGAAAUACAUAGUUUUAAUAAAUGGAAUAAUGAUGGAUUUUCAUAUGGCACUGAAAAUUGGCUUAAGUCUCUUAAUACUGAAGAAUUAAAAAUAUUGUGCCAAAGAAUUGCUUCUUUAUUACCAGUAGAAGAGUUGUCAAAAAUUUUGAGUAACAAACAGAAUAAAUGUCUUCAAGAACAUUUAAGUGAAAAGCAAGAACUUAUAAAGAAAGUGCAGGAAUUAGAAAAACAUGUUUUACAAUUUAAACAGCAUAAUAUUAAAGUUGAAGAGCUGGAACUGAAGCUUGGACAGGAAAGAAGCAAAGCUGCAAGCCUAAAAAAACAUUUGUCACAAACUUAUGAUGAUGGAAUUAGUAAAGAAAUGAAAUUUUAUCAAUGUUUAGUAGAGAAAAAUUUCAUGAAGGAGAGAUCAUUACAGAAUCAAUCAGGAAAGAGGAAAUUUUUACUGGAUAGAAAAGCAUUCUCUGGAGAUGAGUGUAAUGACAACAGAAGUACAAAUUUUAUUCAUUUAUGUAGUAAAAAUAUCAGGCGUAAGUAAUUUUAUCUUUUGAACAAAUCUGAAGAAAAUUGUAUUACGACAAAUAUAGCUAGAAGAAAUAUGUAAAGUUAAAUAACG